AUGACAAUUGGAUUCAUGGAGGUUCAUCUUCUCAAAGCAAAGGGUCUCCAAGAAUCGGAUAUCUUCGCGCGCAUGGAUCCGUAUGUUGUGUUACAAUACAAAAGUCAAGAGAAAAAGAGCAGUGUAGUUCAUGAGGGAGGUAGCAAUCUUGAAUGGAAUGAGAAAUUUGUAUUCAGAGUAGAAUACCCUGGAUCCGGUGACCAAUACAAGCUCAGCCUUAAAAUCAUGGACAAAGAUGUUUUUACUGCAGAUGACUUUGUCGGCCAGGCCAUAAUCUACGUAAAAGAUUUAUUAGCGGAAGGAGCUGAGAAAGGAUCGGCUGUGCUUCGUCCUCACAAGUAUAGUGUCGUUCGAGCGGACAAUUCUUAUCACGGCGAGAUAGAAGUUGGUAUAAAUUUCACUAGAAAGGAUGAGGAUAAUACUGACGGCGAAUAUGGAGGAUGGAAGGAUAGUGAGUGUUAG
Lathyrus sativus (Indian pea) is the source of this 462-nucleotide messenger RNA. The record is from the annotation of a GenBank genome assembly. Lineage: Eukaryota; Viridiplantae; Streptophyta; Magnoliopsida; Fabales; Fabaceae.